UUACUUUUAGAAUUUAUUAUGAUAUAUAUAUUUUUUUUUAUCUUUUUUAAAAAAGGAAAGUUUAUGAGAUUGGGAUAUAAGUUUGUAAGCUUUUAUUUGGCCAAGAAUGGCUUAGCAUCUGCAAAACCAACACUAAGCUCUCUAUAUUAUAUUCUCUUGAAAAUCAUUCCAACAAAAGAAGAAACCUGAAACACAAAGUGACCCACCACCACCACUACCACAAUCUCCUUCUUCCUCCACCAGCCACCGGGACAAUUAAGUGAUGAGGAAACCAAUUCAUGCCCUAGAUUAAAGAACCAGAAUCCUUUUCAGACAAGAUCUACUACACUCUACACAUUUUCACAUGUACUUAUACACCUUUAUCUAUGUGUGUGUGUAUAUAAAGCUUCACUUGUGGCUUUAGAGGUAACAAAAAAAAGGAAACUUUUCAGUUGGGUUUUUUUUGGUUUCUUGGUGAGAAGAGAGAGAGAUCAGAGAUGGGAAGAGGGAAAGUGGAGCUUAAGAGGAUAGAGAACAAGAUCAAUAGGCAAGUUACUUUUGCAAAGAGAAGGAAUGGUUUGCUUAAGAAGGCUUAUGAGCUUUCUGUGCUUUGUGAUGCUGAGAUUGCUCUUCUCAUUUUCUCUAACCGUGGCAAGCUCUACGAAUUUUGCAGCAGCCCUAGUGGUAUGGCGAAGACGGUUGAGAAGUAUAGAAAAUAUAGUUACGCAACAAUGGACCCAAAUCAAUCAGCUAAGGACUUGCAGGAUAAGUACCAAGACUACUUGAAGCUCAAAUCAAGAGUUGAGGUCCUUCAACAUUCACAAAGGCAUUUGCUUGGUGAAGAGAUAGCCGAGAUGGAAGUGAAUGAGCUUGAGCAGCUAGAACGCCAAGUAGACGCAUCACUAAGACAAAUAAGAUCAACCAAGGCUAGGUCAAUGCUUGAUCAACUAUCUGACCUUAAAACAAAGGAGGAAAUGUUAUUGGAAACCAACAGAGAUCUUAGGAGAAAGUUGGAGGAAAGUGAUGCUGCGCUUACACAAUCAAUUUGGGGAGCUUCUGCCACAGAACAUUCCCAACAACAACAACAACAACAACAGCAGCAACAGCAACAGCAACAGCAACAGCAACAGCAACAGCAACAGCAACAACAACAACAACAGCAGCAACAACAACAAGGCAUGAGCUCUUAUCAAUCAAACCCGCCAAUUCAAGAAGCAGGUUUCUUCAAGCCUCUACAAGGCAAUGUAGCAUAUCAAAUGAGCAGUCAUUACAAUCACAAGCAUGCUGCUAUGACCAACGCAAGCAACUCUGCAACAACAUCACAGAAUGUUAAUGGAUUCUUCCCAGGGUGGAUGGUCUGAAACGAUAUACAUAUAUAUAUAUAUAUAUGUGUGUGUUUUUAUAGAUCAAAGAUCAUUAUUGCUUAUGUCCUUUAUUUUUGCCAGAGAAACAUUGUUCAUUAUUACAAACUCUGUUAUAUAAUCAAGGGCUUGUAAUGUCAAACCCCAGAUCCUAUCAUUACUUUUUUUGCUCUCUUGAAAUAUAUAACAUUUUUUUGAGCUUUUUAA
Camelina sativa (false flax) is the source of this 1547-nucleotide messenger RNA. RefSeq names its product agamous-like MADS-box protein AGL3. Gene Ontology annotation, molecular function: RNA polymerase II transcription regulatory region sequence-specific DNA binding; protein dimerization activity; DNA-binding transcription factor activity. Lineage: Eukaryota; Viridiplantae; Streptophyta; Magnoliopsida; Brassicales; Brassicaceae. Gene Ontology annotation, cellular component: nucleus. The record is from RefSeq and is a predicted model, not a curated record. Gene Ontology annotation, biological process: positive regulation of transcription by RNA polymerase II.